Mizuhopecten yessoensis (Yesso scallop) is the source of this 1825-nucleotide messenger RNA. Its product is annotated as tubulin alpha-1 chain-like. NCBI's taxonomy places the organism in Eukaryota, Metazoa, Mollusca, Bivalvia, Pectinida, Pectinidae. Gene Ontology annotation, biological process: mitotic cell cycle; microtubule cytoskeleton organization. Gene Ontology annotation, molecular function: structural constituent of cytoskeleton; GTP binding. Gene Ontology annotation, cellular component: cytoplasm; microtubule. The record is from RefSeq and is a predicted model, not a curated record. The transcript has 3 exons. The coding region runs from base 77 to 1429 and encodes 450 amino acids.
GUUCAGGUUAAACACCCUUACAACUCACCAUUGUCUCAAAAGAGGACUUCGCCAGCUAAUUUCGUAUUUCAUCAAAAUGCGGGAAUGUAUCAGUAUCCAUGUUGGUCAAGCCGGUGUCCAGAUGGGCAAUGCCUGCUGGGAGUUGUACUGUUUGGAGCAUGGCAUUCAGCCUGAUGGUCAGAUGCCCUCAGACAAGACAAUCGGAGGGGGAGACGACUCCUUCAAUACAUUCUUCAGUGAGACCGGAGCUGGCAAACAUGUACCUCGGGCUGUGUUUCUGGAUCUCGAGCCCACCGUCGUCGAUGAGGUGAGAACUGGAACAUACCGCCAACUGUUUCAUCCUGAGCAGUUGAUUACUGGCAAGGAGGAUGCCGCCAACAACUACGCCCGCGGUUACUACACCGUCGGCAAGGAGCUCAUUGACCUUGUACUUGACCGCAUCAGGAAGAUGGCUGACCAGUGUACUGGUCUCCAAGGGUUUCUUCUUUUCCACAGCUUUGGGGGUGGCACUGGAUCUGGCUUUUCUUCUCUGCUGCUGGAACGUCUCAGCAUUGAUUACGGAAAGAAAUCCAAACUUGCGUUCGCCGUAUACCCUGCGCCUCAGAUUUCUACUGCUGUCGUUGAGCCAUACAACUCGAUUCUGACCACUCACAGUACCCUGGCCUCCUCAGACUGCAAUUUUAUGGUCGAUAACGAGGCUAUUUAUGAUAUUUGCCGUCGUAACCUUGACAUUGACCGCCCAACCUAUACUAACCUAAACCGUCUGAUUGGACAGAUUGUCAGCUCCAUCACCGCCUCCCUUCGCUUUGAUGGUGCCCUAAAUGUCGACCUGACCGAAUUUCAGACCAAUUUGGUGCCUUAUCCACGUAUCCAUUUCCCUCUGGCGACCUACGCCCCAGUUAUUUCUGCUGAGAAGGCCUACCAUGAGCAGCUGUCUGUUGCAGAGAUCACAAACGCAUGUUUUGAGCCAGCUAAUCAGAUGGUAAAAUGUGACCCACGGCAUGGCAAAUACAUGGCCUGCUGCCUUCUGUAUAGGGGUGAUGUAGUUCCAAAGGACGUAAACGCUGCAAUCGCCACAAUUAAGACCAAAAGGACUAUCGAGUUCGUCGACUGGUGUCCUACAGGCUUCAAGGUGGGCAUCAACUAUCAGCCCCCCACUGUUGUACCAGGAGGUGAUUUGGCCAAGGUCCAGCGUGCCGUGUGCAUGUUGAGCAACACCACCGCUAUCGCUGAGGCAUUUGGUCGUCUUAACAACAAAUUUGAUUUGAUGUAUGCUAAGCGUGCGUUCGUCCACUGGUACGUAGGAGAGGGUAUGGAGGAGGGAGAGUUCUCCGAGGCUCGUGAAGAUUUGGCCUUUCUGGAGAAGGACUAUGAAGAAUUCGCUGAGGAUACUGAAAAAGACGGCGGAGAGGAAGGCGAUGAGUAUUAAAUGACACAUUAAACUCUUUCCUCAAUAUGUCCCCAACAGCGAAUCUCUUUUGUACAUAAACCCUGUUUGUGAUAUUGUAAACAGGCUGAGUGUGUAAUUGGUCGUGCUAUUAUUGUGAUAAAUUAAAUAUCGUAAUGAAGAGACAGUUAAAAAAUAAAUGACCGUCAACAAUUUUGCUUCACUUACUAGUAUUUCCAUAUGAUCUACGUACCCACUCCUGUCGGAGGUAAUCACUCUUAGGUCCCGGCGAGGAGUUGUUUUAAAUCAUUAUCUCUACUAAAUGUAUGAACUAACGUGGAUUACUGAAUUCGACACAGUAACUCAUACGUAAUUCCUCAUAUGAUUUUGUGCUUUCUUAUAGUUUCUGUGAUUGGUUAAUUAUAGCACACGAGACCC